AUGAGAAUUAUAAUUAAUAUUCCUUAUGAUGAUUCUUUAUGUAUUGAGUCAUCCAACGUGAGAACUAUAAAGAAUGUUAAAGAACAAAUUUCAGAAUUAAAAGGUAUCCCUUCUGAGAUUCAAAAAUUAUAUAAAAACGGACGUCAAAUAGGAGAUGAAGAGUUAAUUGAAAUAGAUGAAUCUGAAUUUGCAUACGCUUUAGAUUUAAAUUUCGGUUUACUUGGUGGUGGAAAAAAGAAAAAGAAAAAGGUUUAUAAGAAACCAAAAAAAGAAAAACAUAAAAAGAAAAAAGUAAAAUUGGCAGUUUUGAAGUUUUAUAAGGUAGGGGAUGAUGGUAAAGUGUUUAGAUUAAAAAGACAAUGUGAUAAUUGUUCACCUGGAACAUUAAUGGCUUCUCAUUUUAAUAGAGAUUACUGUGGUAGAUGCAAUCUUACAAUUAUGAAAAAAUAA
Plasmodium relictum is the source of this 450-nucleotide messenger RNA. RefSeq names its product ubiquitin-40S ribosomal protein S27a, putative. Gene Ontology annotation, molecular function: protein binding; structural constituent of ribosome. Gene Ontology annotation, biological process: translation. The transcript has 3 exons. Bases 1 to 450 code for a protein of 149 amino acids. The record is from RefSeq and is a predicted model, not a curated record. Gene Ontology annotation, cellular component: ribosome. Lineage: Eukaryota; Apicomplexa; Aconoidasida; Haemosporida; Plasmodiidae.